AUGACAAUGACCGCAUCGGUAAUCCGCUCAAGACGGACAGAGGGUCUCCGUCUCGCGAGUCGACUGCUCGGCAACUCGGAGGAUCACCGCGCACCCCGCCCAAAGCGCCAACUCGACCCUUCGGCACGCGACUCCGACACCAUCGUGACCAAGAAGGCCAGGUUCACGACGGGAAUUGCAGUAGAGAUUCCAGCGAGGCCGUCGUCACAUACCCGUUUCGCAAAGGACACUGCCGACGCGAGACCAGUGCCGGCUGCCCAGAAACCAUCUGCCGGUGCCGGUACCACUGCCCCGAAAGCUCCAACGAGCCAUCGCGAUUCUCUUGCCAAUGGCCCGAAACCCACUCGUGCUAGCUCCCGCGAGCAACCGACGCUUACAAAACAUCAAGAGAAGGUCGCCAAUGGGUUGAAGCACGAGCUGGACAGGUUACGGCCGACUGAGACCGACGCCAAUGGCCCCAGAAAGCUGAGGUCACAAGAAAGCAGUCGCUUCAAAAGUGAGCUCUCAGCUUACUUCCCAGAGUACGACCAGAUCAUGGGAAACGAGCCGAAAGAGACUCAUCUUCUUAACCUGGACACGCCCAUCGUAGUCGACCUCUCCGACCCAGCUCCGCUUGACGGCUCCCUCCCGCAACAGCUACAUACCCAUACAACAACCACCACAAUUUCACCGACCUACUACCCCAUCCGCAGCUACAGUGACGCCCUCUUCACCGACCUCCAUGACGCACAGCGCAUCGACUUUAGCUUCCUCACCAACAACAACCAUAACAAUAACAACAGACCUCCGACAACAAGAACGUCCAGAACCGCCGCCGCCGAUGUCGACCCGCUCCCGGACACGCUCUACUGGCCGCUGCACAAGCGCGAGGCCCGCUCGGAGCGCUCGAUCCGCAACACGGAAAAGGGCCGCGCGCAGCACGAACGCGACCAGAUCGCGCGCCUGUUGGAUGCCCUGCAGGGCCACGACUGGCUGCGCGUCAUGGGCGUGAGCGGCGUGACGGAGAGCAAAAGGCAAGCCUUCCAGCCGGCAAGGGGGUAUUUUAUCAAGGGGUGCGAGGGGAUAUUGGACAAGUUUCGGCGGUGGGCGGCUGAGGAGAAGAGGAGGCGGUUGGAGGUCAAGGAGAUAUCAAAAAAGAUUGGGGGGAGGAAAAAGGGGAGGGAGAGGGGGCCUGGUCCCCAGGAUGAGGAAGAGGGGGAGGGGUCUGUUGCUGGGGAAGGAACGGAAAGGGUGGCGGUUGUGGAGGCAGAGGAAGAGGAGGGGAGUGGGGAAGAGUUGGAGGUAGAAGAAGAGGAGGAGGCACGGGACGAGGAGGAGGAACAACAAGAAGAGGAUGAGGCUGAGGCUGAGGAGAAACAGGGCAAGCGCCGUGGCGUCGUGCAAGGCGAGCCGCCAGACGAGGUCUCCGACGUGGACGCCUCCAUCGCCAAGCAGCUCCGCGAGGAAGUGCUGGCGGCCGCAGCGAGCCGGACAACGUACAGGAACGGGAGGCGGGCGCCGUCGAGAAUGAAGCCGCGACGGGUGCGGGAUAUCUUUGGUCAACUGGUCCCCGAGGAGCUGCUGCCGCCGGAGGAGUACCUGUCGCAUUUUGCUCCGCCCUACCAGAACGUCAUCACGCUCGGCGAGGACUGCACCGGCCGCGCGAGGAGACGCAAGAAGCUUGCCUGGGGCCAGCCUGUGCCGGUUUUGAAGCAGAGAGACUUUACGCUACCUGCUGAGGUGUUUGAGAGAGAGGAGCUUGAAGCGGCGAUAGGGAAGGGGAGGAGGAGGGUGGUGAGGAAGUGA
Molecule: messenger RNA, 1785 nt
Organism: Parathielavia appendiculata
Lineage: Eukaryota; Fungi; Ascomycota; Sordariomycetes; Sordariales; Chaetomiaceae
Exons: 2
Coding region: 1-1785 (594 amino acids)
Cellular component (GO): SAS acetyltransferase complex
Molecular function (GO): histone acetyltransferase activity
Source: RefSeq, a predicted model, not a curated record